ACCAAUCAGCGUGCUGCGUGCCAGAUAAGCUCUCGGUAAGGCGGUAGAACUUGCCCGGUUGCCCCUUCGGCCAGAUGUUCCGCGUCCGGUAGGGUUAGACUCGGGAGUCGGCCGUGAAAUUCUCCUUCCCCCAAACUUGAAACGCCCAAAACCCACCGAUGCCGCGCUCAACGCGCCCGCCGCCUGGCUUUUUCGACGAGUCCAGCCACCCGCGGCGGCGGACGGACGCUCCGUCUUCCGGAGGCGGCGCGGGGGGAGCUCCGGUAGGGUUAGAGUCGGGAGCCGGCCGAGGAAUUCUACCUCGCCCAAGCAUGAAACCGCAAAACCCGCCGGUGUCGCGCCCCAAGCGCCCGCCGCCUGGAUUUUUCGACGAGUCCAGGCACCUGCGGCGGCGGACGGACGCUCCGUCUUCUGGAGGCGGCGCGGGGGGAGCUCCGGUAGAGUUAGAGCCGGGAGGCGGCCGAGGAAAUCUCCCUCGCCCAAACAUGAAGCGCCCGCCGCCUGACUCUUUCGACGAGUCCAGGCACCCGCGGCAGCGGGCGGCGGCGGACACGGACGCCCCGUCUUCCGGAGGCGGCGCGGGCCGCUGCCGCGAUCUCAGCCGCGCGUUCGGGCGCUGCCGCGCGCUCCUGGACCGCCUGCUGCGGGACGAGGACGGCUGGAUAUUCGCGGCCCCCGUGGACGCGCGCGCCCUCCGCCUCCGCGACUACUACACCGUCAUCGCCGACCCCAUGGACCUCGGCACCGUGCUCCGCCGCCUCGAGCGCCGCCGCUACGCCGACCCGCCCGCGUUCGCCGCCGACGUCCGCCUGACGUUCAGCAACGCCAAGUCCUACAACAACCCGGGCGACCCCGUGUACGAGAGCGCCGACGAGCUCUCCGGGAUCUUCGAGGACGGCUGGGCCUCCAUCCAAGCAGAGCUCCCGCCCCCACCGCCGACGGACGCCGAGCGCAAGCUGAAGUUCAGAGACGACCUGAAGGGGCUGCCGGUUGCCGCGCAGCGGACCGUGGCCGGGUUCCUGAAGGAGCGGGGUGCGUGCCAGCUGGAGAAGAGGGGGAAACUCGAGGUUGAUCUGGGCAAGGCGGAUGCCGCGACGCUGGAUGAGCUUGACCGAGUGGUUGCCAAGCAUCGCGCCGCUGAUUCGGACGUGGUUGCCCCGAGCCCCGAAUGCAGGAACCAUGAGCAUGGUCAAACUGAAGGACCAAGCCCCAAAAGCUAAAGGCGAUGCCUGGUUUUACAUCAAUAGCCUAUUGUGUUGAUCAAGCUGCUUUCUGCUCCUAGCAUUGGUCAUGCCUUAGUCCCAAAUGCUGGUGGCUUGGACUGGACUUCAAGGCACCUUGUCAUAGUUACUACAGAUCUUCUAUAUAUAUUGGGGGUUUUCAUUGGAUACCCUUUGUGGUAAAGUUGCCUUUUGUAUUGAUGGUGGUGUCUUGCUACCUGUUGUAUGUUCGGAAUUGAGUGUUUUGAUCCUAAAAUACUUUGGGGGAUCAGGAACUCAGGAGGAAUGGUCACAAAAAACGAAGGUUGGCUUAAUUCUGUGUUAAUUCUGUGAUGUCGAAGUAAUCUUGUUUUCA
This is a messenger RNA of Setaria italica (foxtail millet), 1575 nucleotides long. RefSeq names its product transcription factor GTE4. NCBI's taxonomy places the organism in Eukaryota, Viridiplantae, Streptophyta, Magnoliopsida, Poales, Poaceae. The coding region runs from base 159 to 1220 and encodes 353 amino acids. The record is from RefSeq and is a predicted model, not a curated record. The transcript has 2 exons. Gene Ontology annotation, molecular function: protein binding.